GUUGCUUUUGCCCACUAAUUAGCUUCCCACCGGCAAUGAAAAUACUCGCUUACCUGGUUCUUCCGGCCCUCUGCAUCGCCCAGCUGGACGCCUCGAAGACCGGCACAUCCGACCAGGUGACGAUCCGAGAGUGCCCCGGCCGCAGUGUGCCCCAGAUCCGGGCAGAGGCCACCGAUUCGGAGAUCUCGCUGCUUUUCUACUACGUGUCCUGGGCCAGCGAAGCUCGCCAGGCGCGCCUGGUGUACAAUGGCCUGGCCCACUACUACCAGGAGUACGCCUUCUUCGGGGCCAUCGACUGCUGGCACCUGCAGUGCAACUGCAGUCGCACUUUAAUGCCGGCGCCGGGAGUCGUUGGAGCCGGUGGCUAUCCGGACAAGUGGCCCACACUGGUGGUGCGCUACGGCCAGAAGCAAAUGCUUCAGUAUCAAGGAGCCUGGAGCUUUGAGGAACUGGCUCGCUUCAUGAACCACCUGCUCCAGCCACUGGAUAGGGCGCACAGCAGUCAGGAACUGGCCGCCAUAAGAAAACACUCAGAUGCAGUGGUUCUGGGCCUGCUAAACUCGCCGGAUGAUCGGGCAUACAAUCUAUACCUAGCCGCCGGGCUGCGCUGGCUGGAACUGGAUCCGGAGAGGAAUAUCCGCUUUACCGUCAACUUUGGCGAGAGUGCCAAGAAGAUGCUCAAGUCGCCGGAAGCCAAACUUCCCCAGUUUGUAAUCAUCGACAGCCGGAAUGGAGUGCAUACUUUUAACAGCACUUCCGCUGACUGGAAGGCCAUGGAUAUUCUCCGCUGGGUACGCAACACUCUCAAGAACACAUCGCUCUUCUCCAAUGGCUACGGCACUCCCAUGACCAUCGCCAUGAAGGCGCAACAUGUUCCUGUGUUGGCCAUGGGUGUGCGGAUGAAUCAGCACCACCAGGCGAGUGUCCUAAGCGAGGAGAUGGCCAGCGCUCAGAGGAAACAGUCGGAGGGAUGCGAGGAUUACUGGAGCUUAGAGGAAGAGGAGUCCUCCUCCUUAAUGCUAAUUCCCAAGGAACUUUUAAGGGAAUCCCAUCAAAAGCAGAGCUGCUUUCCCGCUUGGCAAAGAAACCGAGUCACUUUUCAGAACUACUACCGCAUCAAUAGGUACCUAAACCAUUUGUGGAAGCAGUACUCCCACCAGAAUCACUUCAGAAAGCGGACAGUGCCCCACCUACUGAAACUGCACUCUAGAAAUCAUUGCCUGGCUCACUCGCAGCACGGAACGCCGGCCAUGAAGAUCGGCAUUGCCAAGAUGGUAACCAAGUACGGCCAGCUCAUUUGGCAGCAUUCCGCGGAGCAUGCCGCCCACAAUCGCUCGCUGGGCGUGGUGAUCUUCGAUUCGGUGAAGUACAGAGACUAUCUGCAUCAGCUGGGCAUUCAGCAGCAUCACAACCACCAGCAGGUGCAGGUUUUCAUCUUAGAUGCGGCGGAGGAGUCGCUCUAUGUGAUGCCGCAACAACACACCUUCUCGUAUGUGGCACUCAAGGAUUUCAUCCGUCAAUUCUAUGCCAGAACUCUACCGAGGCUUCACAAGAAUGCGCCGGCGGCAAUGGAUUCCGGGUUCAGCAGGAAAUACAACAGGCAAAUGAUGCUGCAGGCGCUGCAGCAACCAAAUGCCACCAAUGUGGUGUUUAUGUAUCGUCCUGACUGCGCUCUAUCCGCCGUUCUGUCGCAGGCAUUCCUGCAGGUUUCGGCGCUACUCAGCAGCUCCGAGUUGCACUUCGUGCGCUUCGAUAGCCAGGCGAACGAUCUGCCCUGGGAAAUGGCCAUGCCGAUGUCCCCUUCGCUGAUUGUCUUCCCGCGGGCGAAGCCCUCGGAAUCCGUGGUCUUUCCCACCGAUGUGCGGAUCGAUGUGCAAAGCGUCUUCGCCUUUGUGAUCGCCCAACUGGAGCCGGAGCAGCAGGUGCGUUCGGUGCUGGCCAGCUGCAGGCGGCGAAUGCGAAACGUGAGGAGCUGCCUCGAUUUUGCACGCAACCUGGUGCUUCAGCAUGUCAGCCAGUACCUCAAAUUCUGGGAGAUUUACGAGAGGGAACGGGACGUCAUCCUCUCCCAUUUGAGGGAAUUCAACAGCCUGCACAUGUCCAUCGAAAGCAGCAUUCGAUUAUAGCAAAAUGCCUCCGAACUAUAUCGUUAGUUAGUACCUAUCGUUGAUAAUUCCAGGGUAAGCGGCCGCCUACCCGCUCUCCUCUAGCCCGUAAGUCCAAAGUUGUCUCUUCAUAAGGUAUUUAACACUCUUAUUUGUAUCUAAAUCUAGGAAAUAAACGAGAGUUAAUCGAA
Molecule: messenger RNA, 2296 nt
Organism: Drosophila takahashii
Lineage: Eukaryota; Metazoa; Arthropoda; Insecta; Diptera; Drosophilidae
Source: RefSeq, a predicted model, not a curated record